This is a messenger RNA of Acanthosepion pharaonis, 1197 nucleotides long. NCBI's taxonomy places the organism in Eukaryota, Metazoa, Mollusca, Cephalopoda, Sepiida, Sepiidae. The record is from the annotation of a GenBank genome assembly.
AUGACAAACAUCCUUUUCAUUUGUUUUAAGCUGUAUUCUGUGUUCAUCGUAAUUUUUUUUUUCUUCUUCUUCUUCUUCUUCUUCUUCUUCUUCUUCUUCUUCUUCUCAGUGCUAAAUAAACAACGUUCUAUUCAUUAUCUAUCUAUCAAUCCAUCUAUCUAUCUAUCUCUCCCUCCCUCCACCCCUCUCUCUCUCUCUAUCUAUAUAUAUCUAUCUAUCUAUCUAUCUAUAUAUAUAUAUAUAUAUAUAUAUACAUCCACACAUAUAUAUAUCAGUCUAUUAAUUAUCGACCUAUCAAACUCUAUUCAUCUAUCUAUCUAUCUAUCUAUCUAUCUAUCUAUCUAUCUAUCUAUCUAUCUAUCUAUCUUCAUUAUCUUGCGGGAUAGGGAGUCGUCAUCAGUCAUUAGCUUCUCACUCAAACAGGUCAAAUUGGAGCAGUCGCUGGGCCGUCUCUUUCGACUUUCUUUCUUCAUCGACUUCACUAUUUGGCUUUGCCUACUAAACUCCCAGUUUGUUUCUGUCACUUCUGCUCACAGAAUCUCUCGUUUUGUUUUCCUCUUUUUUUCUUUCUCGUCUUUGGAGAUAUGCUGUCUUUCGAUAUUAAUAUUUUCAUUUCUAUCUAUCUAUCUAUCUCAAUCAUUUCAUGUCUUUAUGUCUAUCAAUCUAUCUAUUUAUUGCUAUCUAAUCAGAUCUUCUGAUCAUAUCUAUCUAUCUUAUUCUUUUCAUAUCUAUCUGUUUAUAUCUAUUGCAGUCUGUUUAUAUCUAUCUAUCUAUCUAUCUAUCUAUCUAUCUAUCUAUCUAUCUAUCUAUCUAUCUAUUCAUUCAACAACCAUAUCUAUCUAUCUAUCUAUCUCAGUUCAACCAUAUCUAUCUAUCUCAGUUCAACCAUAUCUAUCUAUCUAUCUAUCUAUCUAUCUAUCUAUCUAUCUCAGUUCAACCAUAUCUAUCUAUCUAUCUAUCUAUCUAUCUAUCUAUCUAUCGAUCUAUCUGUCUGCCUGUUUAUCUAUCUAUCUAUCUAUCUAUCUAUCUAUCUAUCUAUCUAUCUAUCUCAGUUCAACCAUAUCUAUCUAUCUUUCUAUCUGUCUGUCUGUUUAUCUAUCUAUCUAUCUAUCUAUCUAUCUAUCUAUCUAUCUAUCUAUCUAUCUAUCUAUCUAUCUAUCUAUCUAUCUACUGACAAUUGUUUUGAAUGGUUCUUGA